This is a messenger RNA of Diprion similis, 1836 nucleotides long. RefSeq names its product alkaline phosphatase-like. Gene Ontology annotation, molecular function: alkaline phosphatase activity. Gene Ontology annotation, biological process: dephosphorylation. The record is from RefSeq and is a predicted model, not a curated record. The transcript has 8 exons. Bases 1 to 1602 code for a protein of 533 amino acids. Lineage: Eukaryota; Metazoa; Arthropoda; Insecta; Hymenoptera; Diprionidae.
AUGGGUUUCUUUUUACGAGGAAUUGUAUCAAUUUUUCGUAUAUUUCUAACGACAACGGUAGCGCUGAUCUUCAUUGACGAAAUAUAUUGCGCCGAAGAUAAACAUUAUUGGCAUGAUUCAGCAAACAUGGAAUUGAAAGAAUCAUUGUCGUACGUGUGGAAUACAAAUACAGCUAAGAACGUGAUUAUAUUUCUUGGAGAUGGUAUGAGCCUCGACACCAUCACAACGAGCAGGAUCCAUAAUGCCGGAGAGGAGAGUUAUCUCGCAUGGGAGAAAUUCCCGCAUAUCGCCCUAGCGAAGACUUACGACUCAAACAAACAAGUCCCGGAUUCCGCCUCUACCGCCACAGCGGUGUUUUGCGGUGUUAAAACGAACUUCAAAGUUAGCGGCGUCGAUGCUAACGUACCUUUGGACGAUUGCGAAGCGAGUCUCAACGAGGAUUAUCACGUCGAUUCAAUUUUGGCCUGGGCUCAAGCUGCGGGUAAAGACACAGGAUUCGUCACGACAACGAGAGUCACUCACGCUACUCCGUCGGCUCUUUAUGCGCACGUGGCGAACAGAAAGUGGGAAUGCGAAACUGACAUGCCGGCUAGCGCCGCCAAGUGUAAGGACAUAGCUAGGCAACUCGUCGAAGAUAAGCCGGGCAGGGAUAUAAAGGUUAUUAUGGGGGGUGGCAGACAACAGUUGCAAAGUAAUUCUACUGGCCAGAGAAAUGACGAGAUAGAUUCUUGGAGUUGCUACAGACAAGAUGGGAGGAAAUUAAUAGACGAGUGGAUGGCGGACAAGACAGCAAGAAAUUUCUCGAAUGUUGUCGUUCAGAACAGUGAAGAAUUGUUCAGUGUCGAUACAGAAAAUACUGACUUUCUUAUGGGGAUAUUUAACAAUGCUCACAUGAGCAUGGAUUGGAACAGAGACACGAGCCCCGAAGGAGAGCCAAGCUUGGAAAACAUGACGGUUGCAGCUAUAAAAAUUCUUCAGAAAGCAGAGAAGGGAUUCGUGCUUGCGGUCGAAGGAGGUUUAAUUGAUUAUGCACACCAUCGUGGACAUGCGGCGCAAGCGUUAAGAGAGACAAUUAGAUUUUCUGAGGCAAUAAGUGCUACCUUAAAGCUUAUCGACACCAGUGAAACUUUAGUCAUAGUCACGAGUGACCAUGGUCACACCAUGGCUUUCAACGAGGGUGCCGACAGAGGACAAGAUGUUCUUGGAAUCGCCCAAAAUUCGAAGUACGACACCAUUCCUUAUACGGUAUUAAGCUAUGGUACAGGGGGUCCAAAUAACAUGGCUUACGAAGUUUAUAACAGCACCACGGCUAUCAGGAAGGAUCCUUCGUUGGAGGAUACUACUGCGUUUACUUACAGUCAACAAGCUGCUAUAGUAACUGACGAGGCCCACCACAGCGGAACUGACACGCUGGUAUAUGCCAUAGGUCCGUACGCCCAUCUGUUGCACGCUACACACGAACAAAACUACAUAGCCCAUGUCGCAGCUUAUGCAGCGAAGAUUGGUGAAUACUACAAUAAUUCUAGUUCAAAUUUUCAACCCUGCUCUUUUAUCCUCCUGGCAACCUUGAUACCAUUUUUACUACCAAGAUUGCAUAGAUGAACAAUUAAUUGAAAUUAACGUAAGAUAUGCUGACACAUUCAAGUCAGACUGUUGUACGAAAAUGAAACAUUAUUCUACGUGUUUCGAAAAAUGAGGAAUGAUCUAGAAAAAAUUCAAUGUAAUUACUUUUUAUUGCCCUUUGUAGAAUGUAUAGACAAAUGAAAAAUAAAAAUAUAUUUUUAAAUUAACACGACUUGUGUUUACGUGCGUAGUAAUGAUAUUACAUUGAACAAA